Messenger RNA from Salvia splendens (bonfire salvia), 3419 nucleotides. RefSeq names its product homeobox protein LUMINIDEPENDENS-like. The record is from RefSeq and is a predicted model, not a curated record. Gene Ontology annotation, cellular component: nucleus. NCBI's taxonomy places the organism in Eukaryota, Viridiplantae, Streptophyta, Magnoliopsida, Lamiales, Lamiaceae. Gene Ontology annotation, biological process: vegetative to reproductive phase transition of meristem. The transcript is spliced from 13 exons. Gene Ontology annotation, molecular function: DNA binding. The coding region runs from base 217 to 3222 and encodes 1001 amino acids.
CCCCAAUUCCGAUGCUUUGAAAACAGAUCUCCGCUGUAAUAAUAAACAAGGGUUACCUAAAAUCGAAUUGGAACCCUAAUCAUUUACCCAAUUCCCAUUUCUUCUCUAUUUCCUGUAACCCUACCCAAUCGGAAACAAUCACUCUUCAUUUCAAUCCGUGUACGGGUCUAUCAGCAGUUGCUAGCUCAGAAUGGUUGGGUGAAUUGGGAUUAGGCUAUGGAGUCAUCGAAAGAUACUCAACUGAUGGAAGUCGCAGCAUCUCCUGCGCCGACUUCGUAUCAGGCCUUGUUGGAUGAGCAGAAGGAUCUUUUCCAGAAUCAGAUCGAGAAGCUGCAACAGAUUGUUGCCACCCAAUGCAAACUCACCGGUGUCAAUCCCCUUUCUCAGGAGAUGGCUGCUAGUGCCUUGUCCAUUAAAAUUGGAAAGAGGCCUAGGGAUUUGCUGAAUCCCAAGGCUGUAAACUACAUGCAACUCGUGUUCUCUUUGAAAGAUGCAAUUAGCAAGAGGGAAACUCGGGAGAUAAGUUCCCAGUUUGGAGUUACUGUGACUCAGGUUCGGGAUUUCUUUGCUGGGCAACGAACUAGAGUGAGAAAGUUUGUCAGAUUGUCUAGAGAGAAAGCUAAUACAUCUGCCUAUGGUUUGAUGCAUGAUGUAAUUGCUACCACUUCAAAUUUGGUUAUUCCUGCUGAACCCAUUCCUUUAGCCACAGUUGGUGUACCCGUUCCUUUAGAUACAGUUGGUGAACCCGUUCCUUUAGCUACAGUUACUGAACCCAUUCCUUUAGCCACAGUUGGCGAACCCGUUCCUUUAGAUACAGUUGGCGAACCCGUUCCUUUAGCUACAGUUACUGAACCCAUUCCUUUAGCUACAGUUGCUGAACCUAUUCCUUUAGCCACUGUUGUUCCAACACGUAUUGAUGAAGGGUCUUCUAGUUCAAAGAGGCAUGAGGAUUUACCUGGCCUGGUUGAUUCAGAGAAGCAUUUUAUUGAUAAUAUAUUUGGCUUAAUGAGGAAAGAAGAAUCAUUCUCUGGUCAGGUUAAAUUGAUACGCUGGAUUUUGCGUAUAACAAAUCCGUCAGUGCUGAAUUGGUUUUUAGCUGAAGGUGGAUUGAUGAUAUUGGCAACAUGGUUAAGUGAAGCAGCUACAGAAGAACAGACAAGUGUUUUGCUUGUUAUCCUCAAGUUGUUUGAUUUUUUGCCUAUAAGCAAGGCUCUCCCUGGGCAUAUGUCUGCUAUAUUGCAGAGUGUUAAUAAGCUGCGGUUUUACAGAGCAGCAGACAUAUCAAACAGGGCUCGGUCUAUGUUAUCAAAAUGGAGCAAGAGGCUGGGAAAGAACCUAUCGUCAAAGAAAAACGAUGGACUGAAAUCAGCAAGUGAUUUACUGGAUGAGAUGUUGUUGAAGCAGAGCAUUAGUGAAGUUAUGGGUAAUGAGUCAUGGGACUUAAAAAGGGAAAAUCCCGAAGAUGUUUUGAGGUUCAUGUGUGAGAAUCCUGAUUCCCAUAGGAAGCUGGACACUGCUCAGCCUCUAAAAAUGCUUACAGCAUCAGGAGAUGACUCCAAUAAAAGGAGAGGUGUUUACCCACCCCAAACACGAGAGCGUCGUAAAGUCCAGUUGGUAGAGCAUCCAGGUCAAAGGGUGGCUGUAAGGAGUCCCCAGGUUGCAAGAUCAAUGGGUGUUACUCAGAGCCGCCCACUCUCGGCUGAUGAUAUUCAAAAAGCAAAGAUGCGUGCUCAUUUUAUGCAGAAUAAAUAUGGAAAGACAAUUACACCUGAUGAAAAAAUUAAGUCAGAAAGUGAGAAACGAAAGUCUGAAAGUGAGAAUAAGUUGACCACAGCUAGUCCAAAUGCCAGUGUAGUGACAUUAGUUUCCAAAGCCAAUGUUCAGAUAGAACUUGAGGAACAGACAAAUGUUGACGAUUCUUUAUCUUUACUUUCUAAUCCAUGUGAAACUUCUUUGAAAUUGGAGGAGCCUCCACGGAAAAAGUACAAGAGAAUUCAGAUCUCAUGGAAGAUGCCUCCAGAAUUGAAAAUCGACGAGACAUGGAGUGUCGGUGAAGGUGCUAAUAGCAAAGAAGUUGAAGUCCAAAAUAGCAGAAAUAGACGCGAGAGAGAAGUAUUUUAUAGGAUAAUACAGGAAAUUCCAUCCAACCCUAGAGAACCUUGGGACCGUGAAAUGGACUGUGAUGAUUCAUUAACCCCUGAAAUCCCCAUCGAGCAACUGCCCGAUGUUGAACCCCUAGAAUCACCAGCCAAUCCUCCACACAAUAGCUGCAAAAUUAUUGCUCCAGCAUCGUCUGAGAGUAUAAAUGAGCCUGAUUUUGAGCUACUAGCAGCAUUAUUGAAAAACCCAGAAUUGGUUUUUGCCUUGACUUCUGGGCAAGCUGGUAAUCUAUCUAGUGAAGAGACCGUCAAACUGCUUGAUAGAAUCAAAGCCAACGGCGUGAAUUCGUUGGGUAAUUUAGCCAACAAUACGGUUGAAGUUUCCCUGCCAUCUCCAACACCUUCAAGCGACCCUGUUCCGAAUGGAGCGAAGCCCGACUUCUCAAGAAAUCCAUUUUCUCGGCAGCAGCAGCAGGGCUUGGCCAAUGGGAUCGCAUACGGAGUUUCUCAAGCCCGGCAGCAAGGUAUGGUUUCAGCGAUUCCGGCCGCCACAAUUUUGACUCCUCAGCGUUCAGCAUCACUCCAACAGUAUUCUCACAAGGUGGCGCCUCAGCUUGCCUCAGUUCAGUUGCCUGAACAGUGGCAGCCACACACUAAUCCACAAAUGCACCACCUAAAUAGUCAUAAUUCAUCAAACGCACAACAUUUUACCUCAGAAAUGGCUAUCCCGAACCGGGGUCCAUCCCCGGCUAUCUGGGGCGAAGCCUCAGGCCUGUCUCGGUCAGCCACGCCACCAAAUACUUUGAGAGCAAGACAGGGUUUUGAGUCGAAUUAUCAGUAUCAAAGUAAUCCUAGUGCGAAUUACCACCAUGGCUAUUCGGGAGGGCAUCCAUCAUCAUCCUCAGGUACCUGGGGUGGUAGAAGUAGGCGUGAAUACGAGUCAUGGAGCCCGGACCACAGCCCCUCCAGGCGCCACGAGUAUGUACCAGGCCAACGCCAUAAUGAGCCGAGCUUGAGCUUGAGGAAUGGGUACAGGCAUGGAAAGACGACACAGCAAGAUUUUGUUCAGCAUUCCGGUUAUCAAGAUGCUGGAAGUAAAAGGGGGCAAGAUCGGAGAAGAUAGCAGUGAUUGGAUUGGUUUGUAAGUGAGAGACGCAGAAUGGGGUAAAGUGCAAUUUGUACGGAUGUAGAAUUAGAGCAAUUUUGUUGCUGAAAUAUUUAGGCGUGUGGUGGGGAUGAUAAAGCUAUCAAGCUUUGCGAUUGAAUUUCUCAAUUCUUUCUAACAAAAUGGUUUAUUGUGAAUGAAGGGAUGUUUGUUUC